GACUGAGGAUGCAUCCUCGGCGCUAUCUUCCAAGUUGCAGGCGCUCCGCUUGAGCUUUGUUGGGCGGCUGGUUGUGGUGCCUUGCGGUCAGCCCGCAUCUGUGGCGAAGUCCUCCAACUUUUUCCAGAACCUUGGAUUUGACUUGUACGUUGUCCCGGUCACCAAGCAGGAAUCAGAAGACUUCGCGAUUCGGAGCCCUUUGUUGGUGCCUGCAUGGCUGGUCAGGGAGGAGGCAGGAGAAGCCGAGCAGAGAGCAUUGCACAAAGCAGCAAAGGAUGCAAAGCAAAAGUUGAAAAAACAACGAGAAAGUGCAUAUGAGGACGACGGCUUUGAAGAUCCCGUCACUACGACACGGACAACCAGAUCCAACUUCCAAGCGCAUUCCUCAAACACAUCUUGCGCUGACCGGCAGAAGAAAGUGAGAGGGGAUACCUGA
This is a messenger RNA of Cladocopium goreaui, 436 nucleotides long. Lineage: Eukaryota; Dinophyceae; Suessiales; Symbiodiniaceae. The record is from the annotation of a GenBank genome assembly.